Messenger RNA from [Candida] anglica, 1854 nucleotides. Lineage: Eukaryota; Fungi; Ascomycota; Pichiomycetes; Serinales; Debaryomycetaceae. The record is from the annotation of a GenBank genome assembly.
AUCCACUUUAUUAACUAAAUAUUGUUCAUCUUGGUCAGCAUCCGAUAUCUCUAUGUCCCAGAUGCAUAUAUCACUGUUACUUUGCAAAAUAAUACCAAAUCAGGUCAAAAAAGUAUUCACAAAUUCUAGUUGUAAAUGGCUGAUAUAGACAAGCUCAAAGUGGAAGAUACAUUUAAUGAUAUCGAAAGCCAAACAAAACCGGAUGUUAUUGGCCAGGUAUUAUCUCCAUCGGGAAAGCCUGUCAAUUUCAAUGCAGAUGUCGAUGUAGCCAUGAAGUAUGCUAUUGAUAACAAGGAGGCUCACAUCGAGCUCGACCCAAUUGCAGCCAAACGUCUCUUGCGGAAAAUUGAUACAUAUCUUCUUCCCUUGAUGUGUGUGUUGUAUUGUUUCCAAUUUUUGGAUAAACUUUCCAACUCUUAUGCAUCCAUAUUGGGUCUUAGAGAGGAUUUACAUAUGGUGGGGAACAUGUAUUCUUGGACUGGGACAGCCUUUUAUCUUGGGUACCUUGUGUUUUUAUUCCCAGGGUCUUAUAUGCUUCAACGGUUACCCGUGGCAAAGACCGUGUCCGUAUUCAUAAUUCUUUGGGGUGUGAUACUAUGCUGUCAUGCAACCCCACAAUACGCCGGGUUUGUCGCAUUGAGAACAAUCCUAGGCAUGCUUGAAUCUACUGUGACACCAGCAUUCACCAUCAUCACAGCUCAAUGGUAUACACAAGAGGAACAAUUUCUACGGGUUGCCUUUUGGUUUGGGUCAAAUGGGUUUGGAACUAUCCUUGGUGCUGCAAUUCCUUAUGGAUUGGAAGUUCAUAAAUCCCUGUAUUCUAUGAAAGCCUGGAAGCUUAUUUUUAUUGUAGUUGGUUCCAUAACAAUAGCCUUGGGGUUUGUUAUUCUUGCACACGUACCUGAUACACCUGCUGGAGCCUGGUUUUUAACUGAAGAGGAAAAACGGCUAGUUGUGGAACGUAUAAGAACAAACCAACAAGGUUUUGGGAAUAAGCAUUUUAAGAGAUAUCAAUUCAUGGAAGCGGUCACAGACUAUAAAACCUGGCUUCUUUUCCUCUUUGGGCUAUCCACAAAUAUACCUAGUGGUGGUAUGACUAGCUUCGGUAACAUCUUGUUGACUGAAGAUAUGGGAUAUGACGUCAAACAGUCGCUUUUAAUGCAAAUGCCCUCUGGGGCAGUAGAACUUACCGCGUGUCUUGGGCUUGCAUAUAUCCUGACCCUUGUUCGUGCACGGAUGCCCAUGGCAUUCAUCGGGACAGGGGUGGUCGUUUUGGCGCAAUGUCUACUUGCAUUUGGAACUCUGUCCCCGGUUAAGAUGGCAGGCUAUAAUCUAUAUGCAUUUGUACCCAUUGGAUUUAUUUGUAUGUUGUCGGUGGUGGCAUCGAAUGUGGCGGGCCACACGAAAAAGGUAACCACCAACGCCAUUCUUUUGGUGGGGUAUUGUGUAGGGAGUUUGAUUGGACCACAGACAUUCCGUGAGUCUCAAGCCCCAAACUACCAUGGGGCGAAGAUUGCCAUUCUUACCUGUGGGAUUAUCUCUUGGUUAACUAUUGGUGCUGUUUGGAUUGCGUACGUGAGAGAGAAUAAGAAGAAGGAUAUUAUCAAUAAGGAAGAGUAUCCAACUUUUGAAAACCAUGAGUUUGCAGACUUGACCGAUAAGGAGAAUAUAGAGUUCAGAUAUCAGACAUAGGUAUAUAGGAGAAUCCUUGGAAGACUAUUCGGUCCAAUUGCAGCCAAAUGUAAGGAGAGAACUGUUAAAAAAAUAGUAGAUAAAUAGGCUGAUGAAAUUAGCUAGAAGAAUUUAGCAAUCCCCUAUGAGUAAAGUGAGAAGUCUGGAGUAAAUCCAGGGACU